Messenger RNA from Dunckerocampus dactyliophorus (ringed pipefish), 541 nucleotides. RefSeq names its product galactose-specific lectin nattectin-like. Gene Ontology annotation, molecular function: signaling receptor activity. The record is from RefSeq and is a predicted model, not a curated record. NCBI's taxonomy places the organism in Eukaryota, Metazoa, Chordata, Actinopteri, Syngnathiformes, Syngnathidae. The transcript has 6 exons. Bases 1 to 492 code for a protein of 163 amino acids.
AUGGCACUUGCUCUUCACGUGUUCUUCGUCCUUUGUGGGAUCAGUGGAGUGUUGACUGGAGCCUGGUCUUGGCGUCGCCAUAAGGACAAAGAUGCCUGCUGUCCUGAGGGCUGGACCCAGUUGGAUGACCACUGUUACAUCUUCCAAUAUGAAGUCAGGCCUUUUGCAGAUGCAGAGCGUGUUUGCAAAAUUCUUGGUGGGAAUCUGGCCUCCAUCCACAACUACCUGGAAAAUGUGGCUGUUGCAGGACUGAUUAAAGACGGAGGCGCCGACUUUGCCUGGAUUGGCCUCCAUGAUGCGAUUGAGAAAGGACACUAUUUUUGGACUGACGGCAAAGACUUUGAUUUCGAUAACUUUGCCCUCGGCAAGCCUGACGGCACCGGUGCCUGUGUUGAGCUUUAUGCACCUGAUCAAACAUUUUUCGAUGAGGACUGCACCGUAUACCACCCCUAUGUUUGCGCCAGAGAUACCUACUACUGUGGCAGCCACUAGUCAGACCUCUUAGCGUCAUCUUCUACAACAACAUCUUUCACUAAAUCAC